Molecule: messenger RNA, 869 nt
Organism: Candidula unifasciata
Lineage: Eukaryota; Metazoa; Mollusca; Gastropoda; Stylommatophora; Geomitridae
Source: the annotation of a GenBank genome assembly
AUGACAACUCCCACCAAACUUGUUGGGGAGGCUGUACACAUUACAGCCAGGCGUACCGAAUCUCUCGAUGCUCCACAGAUAUUAAGCUUGGAGCAACCAUGGACUGAGAAGUUGUUUGGUAGAACCAAUAUUGUCAAUAUUAUUGAACAAGCAGUCCUGGCAAUAACACUGUGUGACAAAUUUGAGGACAUUUUGGGCAAUGCUGCUUUUGUGGACUUCCCUAACAUUCCUGACGUUGAUCAGGCAGCCUGGGAGAGCUGGUACAAUUCACGUUAUGUUUCAGGGCAGGUGAACUCCCUAAACAGCCUGUUCCUGCACUACUUUGUGGCCAAGAAGGUGUACGCUUUGGGCUGUGGCGUGGAAAUUGUGAGAACUGCUUUCAAUGCUGUUGCUGACCUACACUUUUUAUUUCUUGUUGUCCCAAGUGGACAUGAACUUGAUCCAUCACUUGCCCAGGCUUUCAAGCCGAUGGAGAUGAAUGAGGAGAAGUUCAGUGACAUACAUAUCCUGUAUGUGUGCAGGCGCCAUGAACAUGUGCCAGUACUUCACAUCAGACAAGCUUUCGUGGAGGAUCAUGAUGAUCUGACCCCUAUUUUCAACAGACAGAGCACUAUGCUACAGGACACCUAUGGAGAUUACUUUCUUGCAGAGUUGAUUGAGGCUCAGGAUGCAGAUAUGCAGUGUCUUGUUGCUGAGGUGGAAAAAACAUCAUACGGUUUUAUGAGUAUCAGCACAGAUGUCAACCUGAAUCUUUUGAAUGAAUGCUUUGAGUUGAUCCCCUUUCAUGGUUUACGCAAACCCCACCCAGAUGAUGAUUUUAUUCCACCUCCAACACCUCCACCUUCAAGUUCUGCCUCAGAUGCAGGUAG